Molecule: messenger RNA, 1730 nt
Organism: Zingiber officinale
Lineage: Eukaryota; Viridiplantae; Streptophyta; Magnoliopsida; Zingiberales; Zingiberaceae
Product: magnesium transporter MRS2-11, chloroplastic-like
Exons: 13
Coding region: 49-1533 (494 amino acids)
Biological process (GO): magnesium ion transport; transmembrane transport
Cellular component (GO): membrane
Molecular function (GO): magnesium ion transmembrane transporter activity
Source: RefSeq, a predicted model, not a curated record
AGGUAAAAACUUGGGCCACGACUUGCAGGCGAAAGUUGCUUGCGGGUGAUGGUGGUACAGUUGUACGUCAAUUUGUUUCCUUGGCGCGGUGGCUCAGCCGGGGAGCCCUCUUUCGCCCAAAGCUUGAUGUCUUCGUCUUCCUUGCUCCUCUUCCUCGACCUGUCCCGAUUCUUCCAUCAAGCGGACCGGGCCUCCUUACUCCCCUUCCGCGCCUUCUCCGCUUCCGUCUCCUCCACUUCCCUCUCUACAUAUCCGACCCGGAGCCUCCUCUCGAUCCAUCCCGUGCUCUCAGUCUCCAGAUCCACCGUGAGGUCAUUAUCUGAGAAGGGAGGCGGCGAUGGAGGAGGCGCUGUCGUUCGGAGUCAGCAGGAGAAUACGGAGGGGGAGUUGGCCGAAGCGGAGAAGGAGUUUGUGGCAGAUGGCGUCGGUAUUAGCGGCACAAGUGAGUCGGAACCUUCAUUUCAGCAGCAGGAGAAGAGACGCAGGAUGGUGGCCUCUGCGGAUUCGAUCUCGCUUGGCAUCAGAGAACCUGUGUACGAGGUGAUUGAAGUUAAAUCAGAUGGUACAGUGUCUACAAGGAAGAUUAACAGGCGACAAUUGUUGAAAUCUAGCGGCCUACGACCCAGAGAUGUCAGGAGUGUAGACCCAUCAUUGUGGCUGAUGAAUUCAAUGCCAUCUUUGCUGGUGCGAGAACAAGCUAUAUUAAUGAAUUUGGGCUCCUUAAGGGCAAUUGUUAUGAAUGAACGUGUUCUUAUAUUUGAUUAUAACAGAAAAGGAGGGAGAGCCUUCUUAAAAACAUUGUUGCCUCGCUUAAAUUCUAAAAGCAACAGCGGUGGACUUGCCAUGCCUUUUGAGCUCGAGGUUGUUGAAGCUGCACUACUUUCUCGAAUAAACCGGUUGGAGCACAGAAUAAUGGAUAUUGAACCUCGUGUGGUUGCAUUACUUGAAGUUCUUCUUCUUCCCAAUAGAUUGACAGCCGAUGUGUUGGAAGAUCUACGUCUGAGCAAACAAACUUUGGUUGAAUUGGGUUCACGAGCAGGAGAGUUGAAACAGAUGCUUCUUGAUCUUCUUGAGGAUCCUCAUGAAAUUCGUCGCAUAUGCAUAAUGGGGAGAAAUUGCACAAUUCGCCGGGGGAGUAAUGACGUGGAAUGUUCCCUUCUCUUGGACAAACAAAUUGCUGAAGAAGAAGAGGAAGAGAUCGAAAUGCUCUUGGAGAAUUAUCUUCAACGAUGUGAAUCCUGCCAUGGUCAAGCUGAAAGACUUCUUGAUUCUGCCAAGGAAAUGGAAGACUCUAUUGCUGUGAACCUGAGCUCUCGCCGACUUGAAGUUAGUAGAGUAGAGUUGCUUCUCCAAGUUGGGACGUUCUGUGUUGCAGUUGGGGCUUUAGUAGCAGGAAUAUUCGGCAUGAAUCUAAGAUCCUACCUUGAGGAGCAUGCGUGGGCAUUUUGGUUGACUACAACAGGGAUAAUAUUUGGCGCAGUGGCUGCGUUUUUUCUACUCUACUCUUAUCUCAAGUCGAGAAGGAUCUUGUGAUCUUCCCAGCAUUUUCAUCGAUUCUGAAGGCAGUUGUGAUUGAACAUAGAAGUGAAAUAGGUUGGCAUUUAGUUGGGUUCAUUAUUUGCUCCUUCCUCUGUUUAAUCAAAUUUUGUUGCUGCGCACCAUGAUACAUUGGUCAGACGAGAUCGAUCCUUUCUAUUGAUCUAAAAGUUAGUCACCGACAAAUUUCUUCA